AUGAUUGCUCAUUUGCAUUCCAAUUCAAAGACACCAUUAUCUGGUGUUAUUGCAUGUUCUGCUGGUAAUCAUGCGCAAGGUGUUGCUUUUUCUGCUAACAAGUUGAAGAUUUCAUCUACCAUAGUCAUGCCAACAGCCACUCCUUCUAUUAAAUAUAAAAACGUUUCCAGAUUAGGAUCACAAGUUGUAUUAUAUGGUGACGAUUUCGAUAGUGCAAAGAAAGAAUGUGAUAGGUUAAGUUCAUUAAACGGAUUAACAAACAUUCCUCCUUUCAACCACCCAUAUGUCAUCGCAGGUCAAGGUACUAUAGCCUUAGAAAUCACUAGACAAUUAAGAUUGGAUAAGCUCGAUGCUUUGUUUAUUCCAGUUGGUGGCGGUGGAUUGAUAGCUGGUAUUGGUGUUUAUUUGAAAAAGAUUGCUCCACAUGUCAAGAUUAUUGGUGUCGAGACUUUUGACGCAGAUGCAUUGUAUCAGUCCUUGCAAUCCCAUCAGCUGAAAACAUUGGAUCUGGUCGGAGUAUUUGCUGAUGGUACUGCUGUCAAAGUCCUUGGAGAUGAAACUUGGAAGCUUUGCCAUCAAUAUGUUGAUGAGGUAGUUAGAGUUCUGACUGAUGAAUUAUGUGCUGCAAUUAAAGAUAUUUUUGAGGAUACUAGACUGAUUGUUGAACCAUCUGGGGCUUUGUCAGUUGCGGGCUUGAAAAGGUAUGUUAGUGAUAAUUCUGAAAUUGACCAUAGAAAUAAGAAUUAUGUUCCAAUUUUAAGUGGUGCUAAUAUGAAUUUCGAUAGAUUAAGAUUCGUAAGUGAAAGAGCUGUGCUUGGUGAAGGUAAAGAAGUAUCCUUAGCCGUCACUAUCCCUGAAAGACCUGGUGAGUUUGCCACAUUACAAAAUAUAAUCGAUCCAAGAGCAAUAACAGAGUUUUCUUAUAGAUUUAAUAAUAGCGGCAAUGCAAACAUUUUCGUCAGUUUUAAUGUUACGAACAAGGAUAAGGAAUUAGCUUCAAUAGUCGAAUCUAUGAAGACUAAUGAUUAUGAAGUUAUUGAUAUCUCAGAUAACGAGUUGGCAAAGACGCAUGGUCGUUAUUUAGUUGGUGGAAAAUCUUCAAAGACUAAUUCAAAUAAAAUUUCUAAAGAGAGGUUAUUCAGAUUCGAAUUCCCAGAAAGACCAGGUGCUUUAACAAAAUUCUUGCAGACUUUGAAAUAUGAUUGGGAUAUAACCUUGUUUCACUACAGAAAUCAUGGCCACGAUGUUGGAAAGAUUUUAUGUGGUUUUGUGCUUCCAGAAGGAACAAGUGACGAGGACUUUCAGGAUUUCUUGAAAAAUAUAGGUUAUAGCUUUGUUGAUGAAACAGACAAUGUCGUAUAUAAAAAAUUCUUACAAAGCUAG
Molecule: messenger RNA, 1383 nt
Organism: Debaryomyces fabryi
Lineage: Eukaryota; Fungi; Ascomycota; Pichiomycetes; Serinales; Debaryomycetaceae
Gene: ILV1
Product: threonine ammonia-lyase
Exons: 1
Coding region: 1-1383 (460 amino acids)
Biological process (GO): L-threonine catabolic process
Molecular function (GO): threonine deaminase activity
Source: RefSeq, a predicted model, not a curated record